Molecule: messenger RNA, 1991 nt
Organism: Zophobas morio
Lineage: Eukaryota; Metazoa; Arthropoda; Insecta; Coleoptera; Tenebrionidae
Gene: dimm
Product: protein dimmed
Exons: 7
Coding region: 345-932 (195 amino acids)
Biological process (GO): sensory organ development; positive regulation of transcription by RNA polymerase II; axon development
Cellular component (GO): nucleus
Molecular function (GO): E-box binding; protein dimerization activity; DNA-binding transcription factor activity, RNA polymerase II-specific
Source: RefSeq, a predicted model, not a curated record
CGAGGUCUGAGUUAGUUUGAUAAGAAAUGAACGAACGUUGUGUGGUUUUUGGGCGAAAUUUCUACAGCGGAAUGUAAGUCGUACGUUCGGCCGUAUAACUUCACCGGAAAUUAAAGUGAAACGUGUUUAUUGAAAAUUUGACAUUCUAUAUAUUGAGUUGAAGAUAAAUGUGAAAGCAAAUUUUACCCUCUCAAUCAACAUUCAACAAGAUAUUUCUUGUAAAAAUUUUGGGAUACCCUGUUAUAAAGGUUACGGGAUCUGGCUGGUAACUGAAAAGGGGAAGUGUAGGGGUGGCAGGCCUCUAUAGAUGCUGAUUGGACUGUUCGACUGAACGUAGCAGGAGAAUGCGGUCCCUCGAGCUGUCAACCCCCUGGCAAGAAGAGGAGGAUGUCGAAGUCGAAGACCUGGAUUUAGGCAAGCACGCGAUGAACGGCAGAGACGACUUGACGGAGUCGAGCAGCGACGAAGCGACGGGAAGAAAGCGAAGAAAGCACGGAGUGUUUGGGUGUGCAGGGAGCGCAUCAAGUGGUAGUGCGUCCAGCGGGACGACGACGAGGAGGAGGAAGUCGUGCAUCAGCGCGCGGGAGAGAAACUUAAGAAGACUGGAGAGCAAUGAGAGGGAAAGAAUGAGGAUGCACUCGCUCAACGAUGCGUUUGAGCAACUUAGAGAAGUAAUCCCACACAUAAAAAUGGAACGAAAACUGUCCAAAAUCGAAACCCUAACCCUAGCCAAAAACUACAUAAUGGCCCUCACAAACGUCAUCUGCGAGAUGCGAGGGGAAGAAAAACACUACACAUUCCAAGACGUCGAAGAAGACAGUACAGUAGAAUUAGAAACAACCGAAGAAAGCACACGAGAGCAAAACAACAACUCCAUGUUCCAGCAAAAUCUCGAAAAUCACCAGGAGAACGCGCUGGUGAACUCCCGCUGAAGUCUGGACGUCCAUAAAACCGCCAUGCAUUCCGUAUUUAAAGUUUAAGUGAUUAGAUUUAAGGCAUAAAACUGAAAACAGCAUCAAUGAAGCGAGGCCGCAGCAAUUUGCUGAUUGCGAUCGAUCACACGCUCAAAUAACGAUUUCAAACGGAUCAGAUUCCCGCCGAAAUGCGCGGAAGGCUCGCCCUGGUCGGUUGCGCAUUGCUGCCGUUGGCGCGCAAAUUUAAAUGUACUAUUUAUGAUAUGAAUUUAAACAUAAAGAGCUCUAUUCUGUGCAAUUAUUCAACUUGAAUGACUUUAUGAAUGUGCAUAUCUGUUACUAGAUUAGGCCUACGAUGGGUGGUUGUAAUUUCUUGAUAAAGCAAAUGUGAUUUUAUGUGCUUCCGUGUUGUGUCGUGAAUGAUAGAUGUAUAGAUAGUGUAUAUAAAAUAAUUUCUAUAUACAGACGUUACUAGCUACGUAAGGAAGAUGCGCUACAUAAAAGACACUUAAGCGGUGCAGGCGCUGCACCGCUCACUUAUUUUUAAAAGUAUAUAGGAUGUGUUAAAUUAUUUUAUAUAAAUGACAUAACUACCUUUGACUUAUAUCUUGAAGUAUGUACCUUAGAUAUGUAAGAUAAGUGUCAUUGUGAUUCCUCCAACUCCAUCCAUGCGAAGUAUGGAAGCUGAGUUGUGGAUUUAGAACUUCCAUAUCGGGACUCGAAAUGACACGAACAAAGUUACCUAGAACGAGGUCGAACCUCAAAAUACUCUAAAGUUAUGCUCAAGAAUGAAUUGAACAUGUGCAAAUUGUUCACAGACUGUCAUCCAUAGCUUAGAUUUGACCUUCCUCUCGAAGUGGACAGUUUGUACGGUCUGAAUGGAAAGAGUAUGAAGUUCCAAACGCAAAUGUGAUAUUGUAGAAACUUGCACAAGUUUUAGUUAGAAGUUAAUUAAAUAUACUAUAUAUUUUAUGACAUGUAUUAAGUGUAUUCUUGUAAAAAUAUUACAAAUCAUGAGAAUCACAUUCAAAAUAUGUAUAAAUAUCAAAUAAAAAUGUCAGGAAUCUUGCACUUGAA